AUGUUCGUUUCUCGACUGCUUCGAUCGUUGAUCGCCCUUCCUUACUCGUCUUCUUCAUCCAGAUUCAUUACUAAUGCAGCCGAUCGAACUAAUCAGCUAUCAUUAGAAUUGAAAUCAAUCAACGAUACACAUGCAACAUUACUUAUUGAUGGCAAAGAAGCUAAAUUUGAUUGGAUAUUUUUACGAGAUUCAUGUCAAUGUACACAAUGUAUAGAUUCAUCAACCCGACAAAAACUGCACAAUACAACUGAUGUUCCCCUAACGAUUGCUCCGCGAAACGAAGGAGUACAGAUUUUGAAUGACAAUAGUCUUGAAAUAUUGUGGAAUAAACCAUUACUAAACUGUCAAGGUAUAACUGAACAUCGUAGUUCAUAUUCAAAUAUUUGGUUACGAACUUAUUCAUCAUUGAGUAAUAUUGCGCGAGCAAGAUAUCAUGAUCGUCCCGCGGUCUAUUGGAAUCGAAAGGAUAUCGAAAGUGUCAAUCUUCGUGUUCAAUGCGACGAUUAUCUUCAUUCCGAUCGAGGACUUUAUCAUACAUUAAAACUUCUAAAUGACUACGGUUUAAUCUUUAUUGAUAACGUUCAAGGAGAACUGGCUGUUGAACAAUUAACUGAAAGAAUUGGAGAAAUUCGUCACACAUUCUACGGCAAAUCUUGGGAUGUGAAAAGUACUGAAAAAGCGAUCAAUGUCGCUUACACAUCGCAAGCACUUGGCUUACAUAUGGAUUUAUUAUAUUUUGAAGCACCACCCGGUUUGCAAUUUCUACAUUCAUUGACGAAUGAUGUUCGAGGUGGAGCAUCGUAUUAUGUUGAUGCAUUUCGAGCAGCUGAAACACUUCGUCGACAAAAUCCUCAAGCAUUUCGCCUACUUUGUUCGUAUCCCGUUACUUUUCAUUAUCGAAAUGCUGGUCGGCAUUAUCAUUUCACUCGACCGACUAUUGUCUUAAAUCCGUUUUCAUCCGAUCAACGUAUCGAUCAUAUUAAUUAUUCACCACCAUUUCAAGCACCGUUUGAGAGUGAUACAUCAAAAGAAGAGUUUCGACAAUUUAUUCAAGCAUUUCAACGAUUCCGUGAUUUAUUAGAAGACCCUAGCAAUUCAUACGAGCUUAUGUUGAAGAAAGACCAAUGUGUUAUAUUUCAUAAUCGACGAAUUCUUCAUGCACGACGAGAAUUCGAUGCAUCGAGCGGCAGUCGAUGGCUCAAAGGAUGCUACACUGAUUUAGAUAACUUUCAAGAUCGAUUGAGGACUUUUCAAGAAAAAUUUCAUCCCGUUGCCGAUGUUCAUAUAUAA
Messenger RNA from Adineta ricciae, 1290 nucleotides. The record is from the annotation of a GenBank genome assembly. NCBI's taxonomy places the organism in Eukaryota, Metazoa, Rotifera, Eurotatoria, Adinetida, Adinetidae.